Messenger RNA from Ipomoea triloba (trilobed morning glory), 844 nucleotides. RefSeq lists its product as uncharacterized. The record is from RefSeq and is a predicted model, not a curated record. The coding region runs from base 21 to 608 and encodes 195 amino acids. The transcript has 4 exons. Lineage: Eukaryota; Viridiplantae; Streptophyta; Magnoliopsida; Solanales; Convolvulaceae.
GGGGGUUUUGAGAAGUGGGUAUGGAUAAGUUACAGUGGGGGAAUAGGAAAAGGCUAAGAUGCAUGAAGGUGAAGGAGUCUGGUUCUAAUGGGAAAUCAGAUGGGGGUUUGGUGAAGAGGAAAAUCACAUCUGGAGUUGAUAAUAACAAAGAGACUCAUACCCCUCCAGUCAUUGCUUCUCCUCAUCGUUCCCACAGGGAAUUGGCGACAACCAGAUCUAGUGCACACGAGAGUAGAAAGGCGACAACUUCUUCUCCGGAGAAAGAGGAUCGGUAUUACACGACGAGAGGGUCAGUAGGAUUGGACGAUCACAGCAAGUUGCUUGCGAAUUCGAAGGAGGAGAAGAAAAAGUUCGUUUGGCCUAAACUACUCGUCACAUUAUCUAGUAAAGAAAAGGAGGAAGAUUUUCUGGCCAUGAAAGGCACCAAACUUCCUCAGAGGCCUAAGAAGAGGGCCAAGCUGAUUCAGCGAACCAUUCUCUUGGUCAGUCCAGGUACAUGGUUAUCCGAUCUGUGCCAGGAGAGGUACGAGGUCAGGGAAAAGAAGACUUCCAAGAAGAAACCGAGAGGGUUGAAGGCCAUGGGAAGCAUGGAGAGUGAUUCAGAAUAGGAGAUAUGGAAGAAGGCUAGUGGGGAUUGAUUUUUGAGAUGUAAUUUUGCCAUUUUGAUGACCUUGUAGAAGUGGCAAAGUAAUAGAGAAGAAAGUUUUGAAUGGGUCUACUGUAUUGAUGGGGUCUUUGAGCAUUUUUCUUUGUGAAAUUUGAUACAUGUACAAUUGUAUGACACCAGUGCAAGGAUGUUUCUUCCCUACUUUAAUGCCAAUGCUUGGUUUCUGGUUUACUUUAA